Molecule: messenger RNA, 1356 nt
Organism: Arabidopsis thaliana (thale cress)
Lineage: Eukaryota; Viridiplantae; Streptophyta; Magnoliopsida; Brassicales; Brassicaceae
Product: Integrase-type DNA-binding superfamily protein
Exons: 1
Coding region: 222-1007 (261 amino acids)
Biological process (GO): regulation of DNA-templated transcription
Cellular component (GO): nucleus
Molecular function (GO): DNA-binding transcription factor activity; DNA binding
Source: RefSeq, marked reviewed
GCAACAUAACGAGAGAUUUUUUAUAUAUAAAAAAUAAAGGAAGCACGAGUUCACCUUAAAAAUUUGAGUUUCUCUUUUCUUGACCCUGAAGUUUCGUUUUGAUCAAUUUCACCCAUUUCUUUGUUCGUCGUCUUUUCUUUCAAAAGGGUUUCAUCUUUGUAUUAUAAAAAUCCAAACUUUAUAUCUUCACAAGCAGCAAAGAUCUCUAUUUCAAUCCUCUCAUGGAAACUGCUUCUCUUUCUUUCCCUGUCCCAAACACGAGCUUCGGUGUAAACAAAUCUAUGCCUCUCGGUCUAAACCAGCUCACACCAUACCAAAUUCAUCAGAUUCAGAACCAGCUUAACCAUAGACGUAGCACAAUCUCAAACCUCUCUCCAAACCGUAUCAGAAUGAAGAACUUAACACCUUCUACCUCCAAAACCAAGAAUCUCUACAGAGGCGUAAGGCAAAGGCACUGGGGGAAAUGGGUCGCUGAGAUCCGUUUGCCCAAGAACCGGACCCGUCUCUGGCUCGGGACAUUCGAAACCGCCGAAAAAGCCGCCUUAGCUUACGACCAAGCUGCUUUUCAGCUCCGUGGAGAUAUCGCGAAGCUUAACUUCCCAAACCUCAUACACGAAGACAUGAAUCCUCUCCCUUCCUCUGUUGAUACCAAGCUUCAAGCUAUCUGCAAAAGUUUGAGAAAAACAGAGGAAAUUUGCUCUGUUUCUGAUCAAACAAAGGAGUACUCUGUUUACUCUGUUUCAGAUAAAACAGAGCUUUUCCUGCCAAAAGCAGAGCUUUUCUUGCCUAAAAGAGAGCAUUUGGAGACAAAUGAGCUCUCUAAUGAGUCACCGAGAAGCGAUGAGACCUCGUUGUUGGAUGAGUCGCAGGCGGAAUAUUCAUCGUCGGAUAAAACAUUCCUGGAUUUCUCGGAUACUGAGUUUGAAGAGAUUGGAAGUUUCGGGCUUCGGAAGUUUCCUUCGGUGGAGAUUGAUUGGGAUGCAAUUAGUAAACUGGCCAAUUCUUAAAGUCUUCUAUUUUAUAUUAAUCUUCUGUGCAACUGAAAUUUUCAACAAGUUGCAGAUGAGUUUAUUAGGUUUGAAUCUGUCCUAGUUUUCUUUGUUGGUCGUAUAGAGUUUUACUAUGUAGCUAAUCUCCAUGUUUGGUUUGGCUUGGUAAGUUUUUAAGGUCCUCGUCAUCAACAAACCGGAGAAAGUUUAUGUAUUCAAAAGCUAUGUAUUAUAUCCUCACAUCUACUUAUGAGAGUGAGAUCAAAGUUUGUAAAAUGAAGUCUUGAUUUCUUCUUUUAGUUCUCUCUUUUUUAAAACCAAAUGUAUUUCUUUUUUUUGUGUUUCUUAUUAUGCAUGCUAAUUCCUG